Anthonomus grandis grandis is the source of this 6133-nucleotide messenger RNA. RefSeq names its product titin. The transcript is spliced from 25 exons. The record is from RefSeq and is a predicted model, not a curated record. NCBI's taxonomy places the organism in Eukaryota, Metazoa, Arthropoda, Insecta, Coleoptera, Curculionidae. Bases 319 to 5943 code for a protein of 1874 amino acids. Gene Ontology annotation, biological process: cell-cell adhesion. Gene Ontology annotation, molecular function: cell adhesion molecule binding. Gene Ontology annotation, cellular component: cell-cell junction.
UUUAACGGGAACGGACGAACGAUAACCGAACAAAAUUUACGCGAAUUUUUCUCUAUAGACGCGACUUAACGAAAAAAAAAAACUAUCAUAGAAAAAUAAAAUAAACUCCUUUAGUGACGGUCCGUGUAAAACUUCAGUACACCACAUUAUAUGCCGGAAAGUUUCACCUACUUUCGGAAUGUGAAUUGGAUUUUUAGGAACAAAAAUUAAAAGUCAACAGUUUUCUUUAUAUAUUUAUAGCUUAAUGUUUCGGAAAGUUUUGCCGUUUUGCUUGAAAGUUACUUAAGUGAUUCGUGGUGCAUUAUUAACUUUUCGAAAAUGGGAGCUUUGGGAGAUCGUCGGAUGGCGGGAAUGAUCGUGGGAAUUUUGGCGAUUUUUGCCGGAUUAACAGCUGGUGCUGGUACUACCAAAACCAAAGACAUGUUCGCGCACGUAGACACGACCGCCCGCCUACCGUGUCCGGUGAACCCCGGUUUGUGCGGAAAACUCCACAGUGUCAAAUGGUACAAGGAUACAUCCAGGAUAUACGUGCUGAGCCACUCUGGAACCAUCAGGAGACCCGAGGGAGACGCCAAAGAAAGGAUGAAAGUGGAAUAUCCAACGGAUUCUGGACAGGCGAUUCUUCAGAUUGAGCAAGUUCAGAUAGAAGACGAGGCCAUCUAUAAAUGCGAAAUCACUUAUAUUGAAGUGAAGGAGAGUUGCCACGAGGUGGUGCAAAUAGUGAAUCUGACAACACUGGUCAGCCCUAAGGAGGUCAAAGUGAUGAAAGACAACGAGGUGAUAAAAAAUGGCUCAAUACUAGGACCCAAAGAAGAAGGAGAUGAAGUCGAUCUGGUAUGCGAGGCCGGACCUGGAAAACCCACCCCCAGGGUCAACUGGUAUAACGGGACAACGUUAAUCUCUAGAGCUCAGUACAAAGUCAAGGAGGAGAAAGACGGGCGAGGCACCGGCAUAUCGAAACUGCAACUGACCCUAUCGCGGGGCGAUUUAAAGGCGCGAUUCGAGUGCAGGGUGGAGAGCGAAGCCCUAGAGGAGCCCAUCGUGUCUUUUCUCACCGCAGAUGUUCACGUAAAACCCACUUCGAUGAAACUAACUGGACCUCCCACCUACACAGUCCAAGGAUCUAACGUAAUGAUUAUGUGUGACGUAUUUGGAGCAAGACCACCGGCAAAAAUUCGUUGGACCAACGGAUCAGUCGCUAUAACGAACGAAACUCUCGUACGUACGGACGUGGAACACAUGAAAGACGGAACGUACAACACCAAAAGCCAGUUCGUGUUCCAAGCAAGCCACUACGAAAAUGGAAUAAAGAUUCAUUGUUAUGCCGAGAAUGAGGUGACGAAACACAAAGGUGAACCCGAGGGACAUCAAGUCUUAAUUUUGGAAGUUAGAUAUGCCCCAGUGAUCUUGGUGAGACCCAAGUACAUCACAGUCAACGAGAGCACCAACAACACUUUGCUCAUAUGCAGCUACAAAGCGAACCCCCAGGAACUCAAAGGAGCGUCAUGGACGAAAGAUGAUAAGGAACUAAACCUCACUGACGAGAAAAAGUAUAAGGGGGGCACAAUAGAAAACCCCCCUUUGAUCAUUUAUAACGUUACCAGAGAGGAUAUGGGGGAGUACACUUGCUGGCUACAAAACGAGAUUAGAAUGGAGAAAUCUGAGGAUACCAUUUACCUUAAUGUUCAAUAUACUCCUGACGUGGAGGUACUUAUGGACCCGGCUACUCCAGUGAAAGCCCUCGACAAGACCAACGUUAUGCUUCUAUGCAACGUCACCUCUGGAAAUCCGGGAAAUUUGUCCAAAGUGCGUUGGUUUCUGGACGGCGAACUGAUGAAGGAAUUCCCGGAAUGCAAUUACACCGCCAAGGACGGAGGACCGUUUUGCGGUCUGGAUCCAAGUAUCCUAAGUCUGGAAAGGGUUGACGAGACGUUUGCCGGGAAUUACACGUGCCAGGGCGAGAAUGUAGCCGGAUGGGGCCCGAUUUCCGAACCGGUCGAACUUGUUGUUUAUUAUCCGCCAAGCCCAGCAAAAAUCCGCUCCUACCCCACGAAAGUAAUAAAAGGGGCGGAAGUGAACUUGGAAUGUAAAGUGGAAUCGCCGGGUCGGCCAGAUAACGUAACGUACAUCUGGCACCGCGGAUCCCACCAAAUGACCGAAGUCACAUCGGCAAAAUUGAAAAUUGCCCCCGUAGGUCUGGAAACGAACAGCAAUUUCACUUGUAUCGCGGUUAAUGAGGGAGGACAAAGCGAACCUGCUACUUUGUUUGUGAAUGUUAACGCCCCUCCGGCACUGUUCGACCGCUGGAAAACUUAUCAAGGGAUCCUCUACUCUGCCGAGCAAAUAAACCUGACGUGUCGCGUGGAAUGUUCUCCAUUAUGCAAAAUUGUCUGGAAGAAAAAUGGAAAACUGAUCGAUUUCGAUAACGACCCCCUGUAUUACAAUAAGACCGUGAUCCAUGAGCCGGAUCUUCAGAAGAACAUGUUCGAAUCGAUCGAAUCCACUUUGAUAUGGAAUAUGACGGCGUGGCCGGGCAACAAGCUGAACCGCACCGCACCGAACACGAAUUACACCUGUCAAAGCGAAUCGAAUCAGAUCGGACCCGGGGUCAGUUCGACGAUCGAAAUCGCCGUCGACUAUCCACCAGAAGACGUCCGGGUGUCCACCAAGGUGGUGAACGUGGUCGAAGGACAAGCACCGAGUCCCGUGAAGUGUACGGGCAAAGGACAUCCGAACUUAAAUUACAGAUGGAAGAGGAACCAGACGGCUGAAGCGAAGGAAAACGGCGAAGAACUUCGUUUAGGUCCCAUGGUGCGGUCAGACUCUGGAACUUACAUUUGUGAAGGGUAUAAUAAGCACGGGGCUAUGACGGAUGUGGUUUACUUUAAUGUGAUGUAUGCCCCAGAGUGUUCGAUAACCCGUACCAAGAGAGACAGCAGUCCGGCUCUGCUCUGUACCGUCCAAGCAAAUCCCCAAGAAGUGUCCUUUUUCUGGAAGGUGAGAGAGGGCAAUGAAACGUACAAUUUAGUGGACAGCAAUUACAUCCAAACGGACGGACUUAAGAGUUACUUGAUCCUUGACUCCACCGUGGACACGAAGAGAACGUAUCAGUGUUUUGCGAAUAAUUCGGUCGGGUUCAGUGAUAAACAGCCAUGCGAAAUGGAUGUGGCAGGUAUCCUUCCCUGGUGGAAACGCCUCACCAAAGAGAACCUCUACAUCAUCAUAGCGAGCAUCAUCGCCAUCAUUAUCUGCGUCAUCAUCAUCUGCAUAGUGAUCAUCAUCUUGUGCAGAAGAAAAAGGGCCGGCACCAAAUACAAUAAUCCGCUUGAAAUGGAGGAACGUGAAAAACCAGAGGGAAGUUCCUGUUUCGACCAAUCGAAAUGGCCCUUAAAACCCGGAGUGCUCGUGCACAUAAGCAAAAUGAAUAACAUCAAUAUCAGCCAAUUGAACCCGAGAAUGAGCCCGUUUAAAACCACUUCGGUAAAAACCAGCGCCUAUUUAAAAUAUAGGAGAAGGCAAAAAAAAGUUUACGCGAGACUGAAAGGAAUUAAAGAGGCGUUGGGUUUGAGUAGGCACGAUCGUCCUUUUGGUAUUAAAGAGGGACCCACGGGAGUGGUCACUUUUAAAAAGAUCCAGUCGUCGCCAAAUGUCCAGAGGGUGGACGGUACCAACACUAGAAAGAGGAAGAAGCCCGGUGAUGCGCCCGUCAACCCAUCAUCUAUAGUAGGAGAUAAGAUAAGGCCGGGGGUUGUCCGACCGGUUGGAAAUAUGAAGGACCACCCCUUGACCAAACUACCCGAGCCGAGCGACGAGGGUUUUUAUGAAAACCUUCCCUUCCACGGAAUGUCCCAGCCGCCCAAUAAGCCCAUGUCUAUAAUAGCCCCGUUUAACCACAAUUUCAACCCUACCCUUAACAGCCCCCUUAACCAAUCCCUCCCUUUGAUGCCACAAAAAAACCCCGCCGUCAAAAGAAACCAGUCAUUCCAUGGGUUCCAAUCGACAGGGAUACCGAGACGUUUUGGAGAACCCCAGCUACCAUGGGCCACUCAGUAUAGCAUUUUCAUGAAGAAUAUCACCAGCCAAACCCUACUGGGAUCCACACCAAAUGUCCCUUUCUUACCAUUUUUAGGGAGUCAAAGUUUCGGCGUAAACCCCGCUUACCAGAAUAACCAGUAUUACCAGCCGUUAGGUCCGAUAGGACCCAAAUCAUCCACCCCAAGGGUGGAAGGGAGAAAUGAGGCAAGUUUUGAACUAAAACGUUCCGCCUCAUUGCCCAAAGAAAAACCAAAGAAGCCCACUUUAGUCGCUAAGAGGUUUAAUUCGUUAAAAACCGAAAAGCAUAAGUGCUACUCUCCAACCUUUUACUCGAUGCGGUGCAAGAAGCAUGCCAAAAAGAGACCGAUAGUCUAUGCCUUACCAAAGAAGUGCCUUAACCAUUUGCCAAAGAAACCUUUGGGAGUUACCAAGAGUGAGGACUUUCAAAACCUCACUGAUAGCAUUCAAAUACUUGAACAAAGCAGUGAAGGAAAACAGAGUACUCCAGUGCCGGCACCGCGGUGCAAAAAGCACAAAAGACCCGACAUAAUUUACGCGAACAUUUGCGACUCUUUGCAAACCCAUUUGGAAACUUCGUCGUCGAGCGACACGAGCAAAGCAGGCGAAACCUCCAUCAUUCAAGCGGAAGUGCACACAAAAGAAGAAACUUCCUCCAUCACCUCCAAACCGAAAAUAGUCGAUCAUUCGCCCAAACUGAUCGCGGCAACUCCCAAGCAACUUCACACAGUUGCCCCGAUACCAAAGAUCUCCUCACAAGCAAUGAAGAACUCCCCAGUAUUGAAAGUGAGUCCGAACUUCAUAAAGCCGAAAGUGGAGAGCCCUAAGGGGGCACUUUCGCUCAAGAUUCAGGCGAAGAGGAAAUCUUCGCCUGAAGUUCAGAGUCCCACUGAGAUGCCAAAGAUUAGUUUAGUUAGGAGUGUUGAGGAGGAGAAGAAAAUGAGUAAUGUUUCUACUCAGAGUCGUAUUGAGAUGCCAAAGAUUGAUUUAGUUAGGAAUGAUGAGGGAGGUGAGGAGAAGGAAAUGGGUCAUGGUUCUAUUCAGAGUCCUACUGAGAUGCCAAAGAUUAACUUAGUUAGAAGUGGUGAGAAGAAGGAGGGUUCCUGUUCUAGUUCCAUGCCAAAGAUUAAUGUGACGUGGAUUAGUGAGGGUGGUGAAGAGAAGAAGAAGAGUCCCGUGUCCGUUCCUAAAAUGCCACUUUUAAAGCCUAAAAGUCCUAAUGAUGUUUUUUCUGCUGCUAGUGAGAACGCUUUUUACACACUAACAGCUCCGCAUUGUAAGCAAACCGUUCUGCCUCCCCAGUAUUCCGCCACGAUUCCCCACCCCCAGAAGCACACGAAAUUAAUACCGAAAGCCCUAUUCCAAGAGCAACUAGCCAAGAGCAAAAGUUUCUCCAGCAAAUCCUCCAAGCAGAAACGCCACUUCCAAAUACCGUUGCAGAAGUGUCACAGUUUCAAAUUUCAAACUGCCGAGAGCUAUUUUCAACCGAUCAAGAAUAUCCACGAGGAGAACCUUAUGAGAAACGGGUACAUGAGUGAUUAUCCGGCCAGUUCGUCCAGUACAAGCAGUUUGCACCAUAAGAGACAAAAACCAAAGCAAAAAACCAAAGGGCCGCUAGUGCUGAGGCACGCGAGCGAUUAUAAAGAGCAAUUUCCCGAGAAUAUCCAGAGUUCCGUGCAGCUCCAGUAUCCGCAGCCGAUUAAUCCAGGUAGGGGUCCGCACCACGGUAAACCGAACGGUGUAGUGCAGUAUGCAGACUUGGAUAUGUCGGAUAGCAGGAAGAGUUCGAGUUCCAGUUCGUCCAAGAGUCACAGCAACAAAAAACAGAAACCAAAGACUGAGUAUGCCACUUUGAGGUUCAACGAGGUGGGGCAAGAGAUCGACGUUUAACAUAUGGAGUGGCUUUAGGAUUAAGAAUUUAUUAUUAUAAGACUAACGGAACUGCACCCGCCGGUAGUGAUACGUAUAUUUUUUAAGCCGUUUAGACCGGAACCCUGUGAUCUAAUCUACGCGGAUGCGGACUACAUGUCGCACUACGGCCCUAUUAACUAUAAGGCCGCAUCCAUUUAUGCCACUGUGA